Messenger RNA from Mangifera indica (mango), 785 nucleotides. RefSeq lists its product as uncharacterized. The record is from RefSeq and is a predicted model, not a curated record. Bases 85 to 621 code for a protein of 178 amino acids. The transcript has 2 exons. Lineage: Eukaryota; Viridiplantae; Streptophyta; Magnoliopsida; Sapindales; Anacardiaceae.
UGUCCGUUCUGGUUUUAUCGUUAAGCUAGUCAUUGUUGCAUCGGCUAAGGUUUACAGUUUUGCCGUGAAUUUCCCAGCCUUCAAAUGCUUUCUUUACUUCUCAACUUCUCAACUCUAUCACUUUCCCACUUCUCUUUCGUCUCCAAAAACCCUAAGACACUCACUUCUCAGUUACUUCACCGUCCGGGAGGCGUCAGCGGCGGUGGUUCUUCGACUUGUAUUGUUCAUGCAGUAGAGAAAGAUUCACAGCAGUUUGAGAUUGACCCAGAUGAAGCCAAAGCCGCCCUUCAACAACUUGACAAGCAGCUCCAAACCCUCUCCAGAAAACAAACUAAAACUCCCAAGAUAAAAGCCAAGGAUGUGAAGCUUACAAGGGGUCCAACAGAAGAAGAAGAAGAAGAAAUGGCGGAAAUUCCAGGCUCUGUCCUUGCAAAUACUGCAGUGGUUUUGUUUAUCUUCACCAUACUUUAUAAUGCACUAUUUUAUGGAGUAAUAAAGCCCUCCAUUGAUGGACCUGAUGAUGUAUCUGAAGCUCCUCCGCCCUCAAUGGCAACUGAAUCUCCCAACGCAGCAGUUUUGCAGUCGCUUCUCUCGGUGCCCAAAGAUUUCCUUCAACUCUGAAUUGCGUAGAAGAGCCUAAAGAAGAAGCUGUCUCCUCUGCACUGCCCUAUACAACAUGUUACAUAUAUAUUACAAUGGCUUGUUUAUCCAGAAAUCUCCCUACUAAGUUUGAAACUUAUGAUAUUUGACAUGUAUUAUUCAAAAUCCAUCUGUAUGUUAAUGGA